AUGCGCAGGCUCGGGUCUUGGCGCAAGAUGGCGGCGGCGGAUAAACAGAAACAUGAGCACGGGCGGGUGAAGAUAGGGCACUACAUCUUGGGGGACACGCUGGGCGUGGGCACCUUCGGCAAAGUCAAGGUUGGCAAACACGAACUGACCGGCCAUAAAGUUGCAGUGAAGAUCUUGAACAGGCAGAAGAUUCGCAGCCUUGACGUGGUGGGAAAAAUCCGCAGAGAGAUUCAGAAUCUGAAGCUUUUUCGGCAUCCACACAUAAUCAAGCUCUACCAGGUCAUCAGCACACCAUCUGACAUUUUCAUGGUGAUGGAAUAUGUUUCAGGAGGUGAAUUGUUUGACUACAUCUGCAAAAAUGGAAGGCUUGAUGAAAAGGAAAGCAGACGUCUUUUCCAGCAAAUCCUUUCCGGUGUGGAUUAUUGCCACAGGCACAUGGUAGUUCAUAGAGAUUUGAAACCUGAAAAUGUGCUGCUUGAUGCUCACAUGAAUGCCAAGAUUGCUGAUUUUGGCCUCUCAAAUAUGAUGUCUGACGGUGAAUUUUUAAGAACGAGCUGUGGGUCACCUAACUAUGCUGCUCCAGAAGUAAUUUCAGGAAGGUUAUAUGCAGGCCCAGAAGUGGAUAUCUGGAGCAGCGGUGUUAUUCUCUAUGCUUUGUUAUGCGGGACCCUUCCGUUUGAUGACGAUCAUGUGCCAACACUUUUUAAGAAGAUAUGCGAUGGUAUAUUUUAUACUCCUCAGUACCUGAAUCCGGCAGUAAUUAGCCUUCUGAAGCACAUGCUCCAGGUGGAUCCCAUGAAGAGAGCUACGAUCAGAGAUAUAAGGGAACAUGAAUGGUUUAAGCAAGAUCUCCCCAAGUACCUCUUCCCCGAAGAUCCAUCUUACAGUUCAACAAUGAUCGACGACGAAGCCUUAAAAGAGGUCUGCGAAAAAUUUGAAUGCACAGAGGAGGAAGUGCUAAGCUGCUUAUAUAACCGGAAUCACCAGGAUCCUUUAGCGGUGGCCUAUCACCUCAUCAUAGAUAACAGAAGAAUAAUGAACGAAGCAAAAGACUUCUAUCUGGCAACAAGCCCGCCAGAUUCUUUUCUUGAUGAUCAUUUCUCUCGUCCCCAUCCUGAAAGAGUGCCAUUUUUAGUAGCCGAAGCACCAAGGCCGCGCCACACGCUGGAUGAGCUAAACCCACAGAAGUCCAAACACCAAGGGGUCAGGAGAGCUAAGUGGCAUUUGGGAAUCCGGAGUCAAAGUCGUCCUAAUGAUAUUAUGGCAGAAGUUUGCCGAGCAAUCAAGCAGUUGGAUUAUGAGUGGAAGGUUGUAAAUCCAUACUAUUUGCGUGUUCGACGGAAAAAUCCAGUGACUGGCACAUAUUCCAAAAUGAGCCUGCAGUUGUACCAGGUGGACAGUAGGACGUAUCUACUGGACUUUCGCAGCAUUGAUGAUGAAAUUACUGAAGGAAAGUCCGGGACCACCACUCCACAGAGGUCAGGCUCUGUGACUAACUACAGAUCUUGUCAGAAGGAUUCGGACACUGAGGCUCAAGGAAAAUCCUCUGAUAUGUCUCUUACCUCAUCGGUGACCUCUUCCCUCGACUCUUCUGCAGCUGAGUUAACCCCGAGAUCAGGGAGCCACACGAUAGAAUUUUUUGAGAUGUGUGCAAAUCUAAUUAAAAUCCUUGCACAAUGAUUUGUAAGAUUGGUUUAAUUUUUUUUACAGCAAUAAGCAUGCCUAAAGGAAAAAAAAAUCGUAGUCAAAUGCUUCCAAUUAUAAUCGAAUACAGUUAACUUGGCUCUGAGAUGACUAGCCACAUUGCAAUUUGCACAGAAAUUGAAUACACAAAAAGCAGUCUAGACCUCAUAAUGCAAUGAAGCAAAUUGUGAUUAGACCUCUGAGUUUGGUACAGGUGCAAGAAACUUUACAGGCGUUUUGAGUAGAGUUCAUGUUUUCAUUGUGUACACAUUAGGGACUUCAUGGAGUAUUACAACUGACCAGAAAUAUCUCUUUUUUGUAGUUUAUGUUGCUGAUUAUAUAUUCCUGUUACAGUAUAAAUGGUCACUGGGUAGAUUGGUCCAGUGGUCACUUGGUCCAUGCCACGGGUGACUGUCUUGAUCUCAUCCUUCAGUAGCAUCUUGCUCUAUCAGUAUACGUGUUCUUCUUGUCAAACAGCAGUUGAGACCGCUGGCACAUCUAAGUAUUUGGCAGGGGCGCAAUUAGCUUGAGUGGAAAAAGUCUGGUGUGAGACCCUGCCUUGCUUUGCACCAGUGAAGAGGUUGGAAAGUCCAAAGUCAAGUCAGUGUCCAAAGACACUACUUGAAUUUUCCAUCAGGCAUAGAAGUGAAAGCUGUGUAAGUCCUAACUAAAUACAACCACAAACAGUAUUGGGUUCAGUAGUAAGGUGGGGAUGUAGAAUUGGACCCAAGGGCAACUCUAGACUUGCUUUCCUUCCAACUACAGCCAUGGGUCAAAGUAUUUCUGAGACUGAGCAGAGUUUCAGAAGGACUUGGUGGCAUAGGGGUGAACCGUUCAAGGGAGAGAGUCAAAAAUGUCUUUGGAGAGCAACAAGCCCCUUCUUUGAGCUUGAGCAGGGGCUUCAGCUGGGAGCUGUAUGCAGGCAAAGAAAAACACUUCCCAGCUUCUGGUGCAAGAGAUGUAUAAAGAUCAAGCCAUACUGGAUAAGAAUCACUACUGUGUAGAUUCCAUUUGUUAUAGUGGUAGCCUAGGCAGCAGCUUCUUGCAUGCUACUGUAAGAUGUGGUUCCUGUGCUGUGCCUGAACCCAAUGAGCACGCGGAUUGGUGCAUGCCAUUCUGAAAUCUGGCACUGAGAAUUAUCAGUGGCUCCUGCUUUUUUUAUGCAUCUCACAGCUUUUUGGCAGAUUUAGGGGGUGGUUUUGGCCUUGCCUAUGCAUAAUCACUUUUUUUACAUCACUUUUUGAUACUGAAUUAAGCUUUUUCUUUCUUUCAAGAAACAAGAUGUUAGACUUGAUUUAGUUUUCAAGUUUGCAACAGCCCCUUAAAUAAAAAUAAAUGAGCAGGCUUAACCACUAGCCACCUGCUUGGGGGAUUUUUAAAUUUGGCAAGUUUUACUCCAGGGAAGGCUUGACUUUUUAAAAAGUAAGUUAAAAAUAGAGAAGAAAAUGCAGACAGAAAUAAGUGUUUUCUGGCAGUCUGGCCUGGUGCACACGUCGCAUGCAACCACAGCCAGUGCUAACCUUGGUUUGCUGCCUUAACCUUGGCUGAGCCCCCAAAUGUACAAUAAAACUGCAAUUUCAGGAUGUCCCCUGCCCCCAGAGGCCUGCUUUUACCUUGUGAGUGUAAAUGUGUGGAAAACUGGCUUAACUGUGGUUUACUUGGUGUAGCUAUAGCGCCUAACUGAUGCAAAUCCUUAUCAGUCUAUGACUUCAUGUUCUUGUUUAUAGCCAUCCUUAAUCCUCCUUUGGUGGGGGGUUAGACAGUCUCAAAACCUCAUGGUUAAAGAAAGCAAACCAUUGUUUAGUGCCACAUCUGCAGAGGGUGUAUUGCUUGUGCAGAUGCCAUACCGCACAACAUUUUUAAUCUCAGCUUUGGAAGUUGGCAGCGUUUUAGUUUCAAAAUAUUCAUAAAGAGUGCAUUGAUAAGCCCUUAGAUCUAGAUGUGAAGUAUCUCUUUAUAUCACUGGACAGUUGUAUCCAUGGAACUUUUAAAAAGUUCCAGAAACUGGUACUGUUGUACAUCUCUCAUGUUUGAGAGUGGGUCUGCGGUGAAAGAGGUUCUGCUGGCAGUGGGACAGCAGGUGCAAAACAGUGAGUUGCAGUGAUCCAGUGUCCAGUGAUCUAGAUCUGCUGAGUGUGUUGACAUCUACCGCUUCAAUAUGCAGUGAGCUGAAAGAGACGUGUAGCUACUUACGCCCAGAUCUGCUGCUUAAAUUUAGGGCUUGCACUGGAUUCUUGUUGGUGUCAGAAUUAAUAGAAGUUGGGCCUUACGCAUUCUGUAGGAACUCAAAUCCCACAGCGGCUUUUAGAAUCACUGGUUUCUCAUAUACAUUCAGAGGUCUGCUUAUGUUAACACUUUUCGCAGCUCUUCAAACCACAAUAAUGUUACUUUCCAGAAUGCAACAUCUUUAAAAUGUAGUUUGAAAUAGCAGUCUUUAAUGUGUACUUCAUAUGGAAAGUGUAUGUGUAUCUGUGUGAGAGAGACAAGAAAGGGGGGGAAGUGUGUUUUAAAGAAAACGUUAAGUAUGUAGUACUGCUCUGAUAACCAUAAUAAAAAAUUUUCUUACGGUGGGGGGAUGGGGACCAUGUCAUAGUCCUAUCUUUUAGUUUUUAAAAAGCAUUGUUAUGUCUAGUUCUUGCUGCACCUGUUCAAUAAUUGUUAUUUUUUUUUAGUUAUGCUGUGUUUAAUUUUGAAAUUGUUACUAUUGCACUUGGCAAAUGGCAUAAAACGCACACUUUUAAAAAUUGCUGGGUAGUCUCCUAGGAAAGUGUUCAGUGUUACACAAGCUCUAUCUUUGGCACACAUUACUGGACACAAGCUGUAAGUGCUAUUGCUGCACAUGGCCUGUUAGUUUUUAGGUGGCCCGCGGCUGGAUUGUAUAUGCUUUUACUCUAAAGUAAGUCCCAUGGAGUUCAGUACGGGACUACAUAAGCCUUGAAGGGUUUGCCAUGAGCCCCUCUUGAGAAUACUGAAAAGCGGGCACCAGCAGCACUUGCUGGAUUGUGUCUAGUGUUGUCUGUUUGGAAAAUGUCAUGGUACAACUGAUAUUAAUCUUAUGGAUCUAUGUAUCUAUAUAUGCUCGGUCCUUUUGUUCUUAAAGCAACCAGGCUUUAACUUUACUUUGGUAUAUAGAUGUUAAACUACAUGGCAGGAAGGUACUGUGUGCCUGUUCUUAAAUGGAGUCAGUUUUAAUUUUUUAAAAUUGCUUUCGGCCAUCAAAUGUUCCCUUUUUUAUUGAGUUUUUAAAAUAUUUUUUCAUAGCAGGGGCUGUCCAAUGUGUGGCGUUCAAGCAAAAAAAAAUAAUCACUUUUUCAUAACUUUUUUACACUUACAAGAAAUAUUAAGGUUGGAAUGAUUUUUUUUUACCAGACCUUUAUACGGUCUUGUAGUGGAGGCUUAAAAUUGAAUUUUUUUAGUAUUACAUUAGAACAUGGCAGUAGAUGGUCACAUAGCCAGAGUUUUUGUACGGAAUUGUUAAGAAAAAGGGCUUGCUUAACUGCAUCUUCAAAAGCUUAAAAAAAAAUCAAAGGGAGUAUUGUGUAACUAGCCAAGUACCUUUUGAAAAGUAGUAUUUCUUCAAGUUUGUCCCAGUGGCAAAUCCCUUUGAAUGAUUUGUUUUGUUAUGAUUCGUAACCGGCUAGGGCAGUUAAUCUGUCCGCGUGCAAUGUAUUUGGACACUGGUAAGAAGGUAGAAGUCCAUCUUUGUGGUGCAAUACUUCCAAGACCAACUUUCAGAUACGUUCCAGCAUAUUAAGCGUUUCAGUACAAGCUUUUGAGAGACUUAACUUUGUCAAUCAAUUUACCAUUCUGUAGCUUAAGAAACUGAUGACCACCUUCUCUUACAAACAAGAUGUGCCUACUUCUAUUGCGGAUUUUUUUUUUUGGCAAUACUGAAUGAAAAACUGCUUGUGAUAGCUGUAUGACUUGUUACUUUUAACAAACAUUA
Messenger RNA from Gekko japonicus, 5629 nucleotides. It is a transcript of the gene PRKAA1, whose product is annotated as protein kinase, AMP-activated, alpha 1 catalytic subunit. Lineage: Eukaryota; Metazoa; Chordata; Lepidosauria; Squamata; Gekkonidae. The transcript is spliced from 9 exons. The record is from RefSeq and is a predicted model, not a curated record. Gene Ontology annotation, molecular function: ATP binding; AMP-activated protein kinase activity. The coding region runs from base 1 to 1680 and encodes 559 amino acids. Gene Ontology annotation, cellular component: cytoplasm. Gene Ontology annotation, biological process: intracellular signal transduction; protein phosphorylation.